This is a messenger RNA of Colossoma macropomum (tambaqui), 3293 nucleotides long. Its product is annotated as integrin beta-1-like. NCBI's taxonomy places the organism in Eukaryota, Metazoa, Chordata, Actinopteri, Characiformes, Serrasalmidae. The transcript is spliced from 16 exons. Gene Ontology annotation, cellular component: focal adhesion; integrin complex; cell surface. Gene Ontology annotation, biological process: integrin-mediated signaling pathway; cell-matrix adhesion; cell adhesion mediated by integrin. The coding region runs from base 253 to 2640 and encodes 795 amino acids. Gene Ontology annotation, molecular function: fibronectin binding; C-X3-C chemokine binding; laminin binding. The record is from RefSeq and is a predicted model, not a curated record.
AGCACACAGGAAGAAUGUAGGUGGGGCCAAAGAGAGAGUGAGAGAAAGAGCUAGAGAAGUAGACUUUGAUAGUUGAGUGUUUCAUUGUUGUUUUUUCAGUUGUUUAGCGGAGGGUUCAACUAGGAUUCUGUCUGAAAUGGCUUUCAACUAGUGAACUUCACUUUGGGGAAUAAAUAAUGUGUGAAUUUUCUUCAGCUAUUUUCUGAAAUCAGGUUCCUUAACAUUGAGGCUUAGAGAGCACCAGGUGCAAAGAUGGACAUGAAAGUGAUGUUGGUUGCAGCUCUUUUGGGACUCUUCUGCUUCACGAUAGCUAAACUAGAUGCUGCGACUGUGGAGGGUAAUGAAUGCACAAAAGCUGCAGCUCUCUCCUGCAGCGACUGCAUUAAGAUUGGACAGCAGUGUGGAUGGUGUACCCAAAGAGACUACAGGUCUUCACGAUGUGAUGAGAUUCAGGCUCUGCUUGAUAAAGGUUGUCCAAGCAUCAGCAUGGAAAAUCCUCGAGGCACUGUUUCCAUCAAUGAGAACAAACCUGUAACAAACCGUAAGAAAGACGUGGCGGAGAACUUGACAACAGACCAGAUCACACAGAUUCAACCUCAGAGGCUCACACUGAAACUGAGAGCAGGUGAGCCUCAGAAGUUUUCUCUGAAGUUCAAGAGGGCAGAGGAUUAUCCCAUUGACCUCUAUUACUUGAUGGACCUCAGUGACUCCAUGACACAGGAUCUGCAGAAUGUGAAGAAUCUUGGAACCGAACUCGCUCAAAGGAUGAAGGGCCUCACCUCAGAUCUACGGCUUGGGUUUGGUUCGUUUCUGGAGAAGCUAGUGAUGCCCUUCGUGAUGACCACCCCUACAAAGAUGGCGAACCCAUGCGCUCCACUCUCCUGCACACGACCGUUCAGCUAUAAGAACGUCCUGAGCCUUACCGAUAAAGGCCAAAACUUCAGCGAAAUAGUCAGCCGCCAGAAAACCUCAGGAAACUUGGAUUCCCCGGAAGGAGGGUUUGACGCCAUCAUGCAGGCUGCUGUCUGUAAAGAUAUUGGCUGGAGAAGAGCAACAAAGUUGCUGGUGUUCUCCACAGAUGCUGCAUUUCACUUUGCUGGAGAUGGAAAACUAGCUGGCCUUGUGCUUCCCAAUGAUGGGAAAUGCUACCUGGAGAAUAACGAGUACACCAAGAGCGAUUACUUCGAUUACCCCACCAUCUCCCAGCUGGCUGACACUUUGAGUCAGAACAACAUUCAAACCAUAUUUGCUGUGACCGAAGAAGUUCAGCCUUUGUACAAGGAGCUGUCAGAUCUCAUUCCCAAAUCAGCAGUAGGAACUCUUUCUUCCAGCUCCUCUAAUGUGAUCCAGCUGAUCGUUGAUGCCUACAACUCUUUGUCAUCUGAGGUGAUUCUGGACAACAGCAAGCUGCCUGACGGAGUGUCCAUUUCAUACGUGUCCCACUGCAAGAAUGGAGUGAGUGAAACUGGAGAAAAUGGAAGAAAGUGCUCAAACAUCUCCAUCGGUGAUGAGGUGAACUUUGACAUAACUAUUACCGCUAAGGGCUGUCCAUCUCAUGGAAAAUCAGAGACGAUACACAUCAAGCCACAGGGGUUCAACGAGGAGGUGGCGGUUGACCUGAUCUUCAUUUGUGAGUGUGAAUGUCACAAAGAUGGAAUCCCCAACAGUCCAGACUGUCACUUCGGAAACGGAACCUUUGAGUGUGGAAUAUGCAGGUGUAACGAGGGCCGUAUCGGCAGGUUGUGUGAGUGCAGCAGAGACGAAGUCAGAACAGAGGAUCUGGAUGCAAACUGCCGUAUGGACAAUGGCACGGACAUUUGCAGCAAUAACGGAGAGUGUGUCUGUGGAGUGUGUGAAUGCAAGACUAGAGACAAUCCAGAGGAGAAGUAUGAUGGGAAGUUCUGUGAGUGCGACAACUUCAGUUGCGACCGUUCCAAUGGCAAGCUCUGCGGAGGUCAUGGUCAGUGUGUGUGCAAGAAAUGUGUCUGUGAUGAAAACUACACAGACAGUGCAUGUGAUUGUUCUCUGGACAAGGAACCUUGUAGGGCCUCAAAUGGGCGAGAGUGUAAUGGCCACGGGAACUGCAUUUGUGGAAAGUGCGAAUGCACUGACCAAAAGUAUCGGGGCACCACCUGUGAGGAUUGCCCCACAUGUGGUGGACUCUGUGGCGAGCACAAGGAGUGUGUUAAGUGUCGAAUGCAUGAGAAAGCAGGAGAUCAUAAGUGCCAUCAUGAAUGCUACCACUUCACUCUAACGAAGGUGAAGACAAAGGAAGAUCUCCCACAGUCUGAUGGCCAGUCUGUCUUCCAAGACUGUAAAGAGCGAGAUGAUAACGACUGCUCCUUCUUCUUCACCUAUCAAGCCAAUAAGACCUCCGGGGCUCACGUUGUGGUGGCAGAGGCAAUUGAGUGCUACACAGCUCCUGAGCUCAUUCCUAUUGUGGCGGGUGUGAUCGGAGGUGUUGUUCUGAUUGGUUUGGCCCUGCUUCUGAUCUGGAAGCUGCUUAUGAUUAUUCAUGACCGAAGAGAGUUUGCAAAGUUUGAGAAAGAGAAGAUGAACGCCAGGUGGGACACGACACAGAACCCGAUCUAUAGGAGUGCAGUGACGACGGUUGUCAACCCCAAAUACGAGGGCAAGUGAUGGAACUGCAGUGUGUUCAAUAGCAAGACCUUUUUUGUGUUUUUAUUUUGUCUGUUUUGCUUCAUUUUACACUAUUUUGAAAUCUUCCAAAGGGUGUGUAUUAUUGUUUGUUUAGAUGUUUUUUGGUAUAUGCUGUUUCAGGUUAAAUAAAUAAACUAACAUGUACAAAAAAGAUUUUAUAAUUACACAAAGUAUUAGGAAUACCUACCAAUUACAUCCUGGUUCAGAUAUGAGCUGGGAAAGUCUCAGGCGUCCAAUUUAGAUAGAUAUUAAAUAUUGUACAUUAGUAAAAAUAUUCAGUAGUUUCAGGCAAUAGAGCAUCAUGGGCUUCAAAUAAAUACUGCAAAAUGGAAAGACAUUUUUAUAUUCAUGACCGCGUUGCUUUGCACAAAGUGUUACUUGGAAACUUGAAGGUAAUAUAACAAAUAAAACAUGGGUGUUUAUUUUUGAGGACAUUUUCUUAGUUUUUUGCAAACAUUGUAGCAUUUAUAUGCCAUCAUCUUUUCAAAACAAGACAAUAAAGAAAUUAUAUUUUAAAGAUUUUAGAUUGUGAAAUGUAUAUACAUAUGGCAAUAAUGUUAUAUAUACAAUAACUCUAUACUGGAAACUUUAUUUUUUGUUCAAGAAAUAAUAAACAUCCUUGUGUGAAUUGG